Molecule: messenger RNA, 2460 nt
Organism: Spizellomyces punctatus DAOM BR117
Lineage: Eukaryota; Fungi; Chytridiomycota; Chytridiomycetes; Spizellomycetales; Spizellomycetaceae
Exons: 6
Coding region: 70-2109 (679 amino acids)
Molecular function (GO): ionotropic glutamate receptor binding; synaptic receptor adaptor activity
Source: RefSeq, a predicted model, not a curated record
UGUAACGCACAUACGACAGAGAUUUGAGAAAAAAGACGAGCUCAAAUACUAAAGAGAAAGCAAGUCGUCAUGUCGACUCCAACAAUCACGACACCGCCAGCAGCGGUCGUCCUCCGAAUUUCACUUCCAUCCCACGACUGGCAAAAAGCCAUCAAAGCUAACCUAAAAGACAUGGUCUGGUCCAUCAAGAAGCAGAUUAUAGAAAAAAUGGCAUCGACGGUGGACGAGGCUUUGAAUUUUGGAUUGUAUUUGCCGGCGGAUGUCAAGAGUGGGAAGCAGGGAAAGUUUUUGGAUGAGAAACGGGAGCUAGGGACGUAUGUUAGUGAAUCAAAUACCUUUUUGGAAUUUAUACCCAAACAUCGCAUACUGGCUUCGUCUGCGACUGCAGAUUCGGAUGCAGGAGGGGGAUCCCCAUCGUUAAACAGCAAGAAAAAGCAGAAAAAGUUUGUAGAGGAUGUCCAGAAAGGCAGUGUGGAUAAAGUCAAGGAAAAGGGAGUAAAGGGCUUUGACCCAAACUUUUGGACCGAGGCUGGAGAUACACCCCUCACCAUUGCCGUCAUGAACAAUGACAAGGACAUGAUUUCCACACUCAUUGAAAACGGUGCAUUGCUGGAUUACCGUAUCGGGAAACGAGACGGGUGGAAAACACCAUUACAUGUUGCCGCUCAGAAUAACAAGAUUACUGCUUUACAGACGUUAAUCGGCUAUGGAGCAUGGGUCAAUUGUCCCGAUGCACAAAACCUCACACCCCUUUACUACGCUGCAGUGGGAGGACACCACGAAUGCGUCCUGCGUCUCCUCAUCGCACGAGCCGAUACGGAUAUCUACGAUGAAACCGGUAAAGGACCGCUCCAUAUUGCGUGUUUCAAUAACCACGAGGCUAUUGCGUCGCUUCUCAUUGACCAUGGGGCAAAUCUCAACACUGUGAAUGCGGUUGGGAAUACGCCGCUUCAUGUUGCUGCGACGCGGAAUGCUAAAGAGUGUGCAAAGUGGUUGGUCAUGAGGGGGUGUGAAAGGGAACGGACAAAUAAGAGUGGACAGACGCCGUUGCAGUUGGCUAGUAUGAGUGGAAAUGUGGAUAUCGCAGAGUUGAUUAAAAAGUUUACAAAUGAUAUGAUUGUUCCGCCUCCUCCGAAACCGCUCCCCGUUGAAGAUGGGUUGUCUCCACUACCAGGCACCAACAACCGCCGCGACACAUUCAUGUUUGCCCCCCACCUCCGCUCAGCAUCCGCAGAGGUCGAUCGUCGAAUUUCCUACUUUGGCACACCAUUAAGCUCCGGUACGCCCGAACCACACAUGAUAAAGUCCCCGUCCAGUGCAUCGAUAGCAACUUCAGCAUCUGGGUCGACGAAACGGGAGUCUGCGGCAGCCCCGUCAAGGAAGAGAGCAACCGCAAGGUUGAAUCGGAUUCGAAAAGUGGGGAGUGCAGGGAUUCCUCCGCCGCCCAGUACGCCCAAACCUGGGAUUUCAAAAACGGUGGAUACGGUAUUGAUUGGGCAGGCACAAGGGGUUGAGAACCCAAAAGAAGCGGAAUCGACUCCUUUGGCAGUUAGUACACCCCCCGCGACACCUCCCCCCUCGCAAACAUCAACGCCGGACAUUAAAGAAUCCAAACCGAGUUCAACAACUCAUUCCUCUGCAGGGGGCAGCGCAGCCGCGUCCCCCAUUCCCAGUCGACCCAUGCCACGGAUGGGACCCAGCGGCGCCCGAUCACCGCUUAUUUCUCUCUUCCCUCCCCCCUCGUUACCCCCACCCCCUCAUCUCAUGCUCCAAUCCGGUCAAACCGAUCGGCCAACAGCCACCCCACCCAAACCAACACCACCCCCCAUCGUCACCCCCCUCCCAAAAGAAACGCUCCAAAUCCCUCAAACACCCUCAACGCAAACACCGCGUACACCCACCAAAUCCGAAACGCAGCAUAUAAUCAAUAUGCUUCGACAGGCUAUGGAAUCGGGUGAAGAAGGGCAGCUGGAAGUGGAUUUGGAGACGCUUUUGGAGAGUUAUACGGCUUUGGAGGUUGCGCUUGAGGAUGCUCAUCGGAGGUUGGUGGCUGCUGAGGAGGAGAUCAAGAGUUUGCGAGCUGCAAAAACGGAUGGGGUACAGGUUUAGCAAAAGAACCUCCAAAAAAAAAAUACAUAUUCGGGCAUGUUUGGUUUUUGUUUUGAUAGCCAGUGUGUGCGUUUUCGCUUCUUUUUUUGUUUUUAAACAACUUUUCAACAUGUUGUGGAUUCGUUUUCAAACUAUAUACAGUGCCCAUCAAGAAGCAAGCUCAACACGGCUGUUUAGCAUUCCUCCCAUUCAACCCCACCAUAAUCGUUACAUUUCCACAAGUGACUUUAUACAACUGGUCCACAGGACCUCCGCUUUCGUCCCAUUGUUUGGUACACUGAUUAGAUACCAAAGGAGGGUCCCGAUAACUGUAUAGAGUUUAGAGAAAGGAAUAAACAUUGAACUUGUUGA